Molecule: messenger RNA, 4155 nt
Organism: Apis laboriosa (Himalayan honeybee)
Lineage: Eukaryota; Metazoa; Arthropoda; Insecta; Hymenoptera; Apidae
Product: nucleolar protein 4-like
Exons: 9
Coding region: 1230-2819 (529 amino acids)
Source: RefSeq, a predicted model, not a curated record
UCUAGGAGCGUGGCGCUCUAUUACCACUCACACUAGAAACGGGGGAACGACACGUUCCUUUUUUUCACAUAAUUCGCGUUCCCUGCUCGGUAUACGAUAGACCGAGUCGGUCGAAUCGAGUGGAAAUUGGCGAUAAACGAGAAAGAAGGAACACGAUCGACGCCACAGUGUGUCUCAACGACCAUUUGCGACAGUUCAAACUCGCGGCGUGCGCGGGCAUUCGACGUGCACACGAGGAACACGAGCGUACCUCACGAGAGAAAGAGCGCGACAUUUUUCCUCUUGUUUACUUGUGUGUUGCGGACAGUACGUCCUUGGUGUAUUCGCGGGCAUACCGUUCCCAACUGUGUAACGUUUUACCGAGACUGGAAGACACUGAUUACCGUGCUCGCUCGCAGGCGACCAUUUUAUUUCGAAAGUUUACGGUGGCGUUGCCUGUUACAUCUGUGCGUCCUUGUCCCUGCGUGAUGUACGAACCUUUCGAUCGACCAGCUGAUCGCGAUUCCGGCAGUGUUGUAUCGGCUCGAUGGACUUUAUAGAGGUAACUCGUCCGUUGAGUAUCGUGUACGUGAGCGGAAGGUCGAAUCGUUCGACUACGAGACAGUUUUCGUGCGGGUACCCGGCCCUUUUUUCACUCGCACCCGUCUACGUCGACACCUGCGGUAACCGCGGGAAUUUUAUCACGGCGGUUCGCGGCGCCGCUGCGUGGUGUUGUGCGCGAGCUUAAGGUUCGCGGAUUGUGCGCGGGACAAAGACAGAGCGCGUUGUUGUGUGUACGAGUCCAACUAAAAAGAGACGGUGUGCGAGUGUCGGAAAGAGGCAGAACUAAAACCGAGAACUCUGAGAAAGUUUGUGAGUAAAACGUGCCUCCGAGACGUAUUUACAACAUCUCUCUCGCAAAAUACGUUCUCUCUUUCUUUGUACAACGUAUACGUGUAUGUACAAUUCGUGUUAUCGUUUCGCGGUUGAACCAACGACAAGGACAGCUGCGGGGAUCGAGUAAAAGAAGUGAAACGAAUAAAAGAACAUCGAACUUCGCUUUUGUUUCGCGAGAUUAUUCGUGCUUUCGGGGGUGCGAGUAGAGUGACGCCAAUCAAAAGGAAAAACCUAUAAGCCAAUAGCACGAGCGAGACAGGGAACAACUGCGGAAUAGGGACGGGACGGAAAAGAGACAGAAACACGGUCGCCGCUCCACGAGGAAAAGAAAGACACGCACGUCGGGACUGAAUAUGUCCGCCAAGCGAAAGGCCACUGCCAUCAUGCAGCAUCACAAGGAAAACAUCUCGACCCCGGAGCCAGCCGACAUAUCCGAGGAGGAUCACUACUCGAGCGCGCUCAUGAAAGACGCGGAUAAGCUGAAGCUGAUGCUGCUCGCGUGGAAUUAUAAUCUUCAACAGCAGGCUCAGGCUCAGGCCCAGGCCCAGGCACAGGCCCAGGCCGCCAACGCGGCCCUCUCGCCAAAUAACUCCUCGACAACCACGGCCACCACCGUUGGCACACCUGUAACCAGCCAAUCAGCCAUAUCCACGGCAAACAACACCAUUAACAACUCCACACUUACAGACUCCCGAAACGGGUCAUCAGAGUUGGUGGACAUGCCGGCCGGAACCGUUCCUAAUUUGGGCGCGGUUGCUGGAGUCGGUGGCGAGGACAUGGCAUCCUUGUGGGCAUCCUACGCGAUGGGAUUAAAGAAGACACCGCCGCCAGCGUCCGCGGCGACGCCCUCGCGAUCAGAUCGUGAUCGCGAGUCCAGCCCUCCGGGGGAGGGGACGGGGAGCGCGCACGACGAGACGAGCAGCAGCGGCAAUAAGGAGGACGAGGACGACGACGACGAGGAUGCCGACGAGAGGUUGGACCCCAGACACCACGACCCGGAGCGCCAGAAGGCUUUCAACAUGUUCGUCAGGCUGUUCGUCGACGAGAACUUGGACCGUAUCGUGCCCAUCUCGAAGCAACCGAAGGAGAAGAUACAGGCGAUCAUCGACAGUUGUACCAGGCAAUUUCCAGAGUUUGCGGAGAGGGCCAGGAAGAGGAUCAGAACGUACCUGAAGAGCUGUAGAAGGAACAAGCGUGGCAGGGAGGGCGCACCUUGGGACGCGGCGAGGCCCACUCCGGCGCACUUGACCUCUGUGCAGGCUGAACAGAUUCUGGCAACGGCCUGCGAAAAUGAGAGCGACAACGCGAAACGCAUGAGACUCGGUCUGGAGCCUGUCUCACAACCAAUGCCAACUCUUCCGGCUGCGACGCAAACGGAUGUCCGGUCAAGUUUGGAGCAUUUCUCGAGUACACCGGUGAAAUCACUUCCGGGUAAAAGGGAGGAUACACCACCGGCAUCGCUAACGUCCCUGGCGCCGCUAACCAGUUUGGCGAACUUGCCGAGCAGCACUCUCUCCUCCACACCCCUGUCCCUUGCACCGGCGUCGAAACUGCUCACCCCGGCGGACAAUAAGGGUCUCAUGAGCCAGGCGACGAUAGUCAGCUCGUCGACGGUUAACGGUGUUGCCAGCGGUGGUGCACCAACGGCGAUGUACAGACCUAACUUCAGCCAGGCGUUCCAACGCGCCGGGCCGACCACAGUGCCGCCAACAUUGUCGGCGGGACUCUACCCCACGCAGAGCUUCACGUCAGGUCUAUUGAGCAACGGUACACAAAGGCCGACGGAUUUGAGCAUGAAGAACACGAAACCGCUUCUGAGUCAUAAGUUGAACGCAACGGAAAUGACAGCCGUUAGGCAACUGAUCACCGGAUAUCGAGAAUCAGCAGCAUUUCUUUUGAGGUCCGCCGACGAGCUUGAACAAUUGUUGCUUCAGCAACCAUAGAGUUACGUUUACGUAGGCAGUGGCCAGCAGCUUGGUUCGUAAGUUUUUUUCCUAACGCGUGGACCAAAACGUCGUGCAAUAAGCUGGCACGAGGGCUAAUUUGAUCCACGAAACUUGGAGACUUGAAUGCCUGCAUACGAACGAAGCUUAUCUGAGCGUCGAAAUUACCGACUAUCGGUAACGAGUUUCCAUUAUCGACCACCGAUAAACGCGAUUUCCCGAGACCAAAUUGCCCCGAAGGAAGGAAGGAUCGAAUGCUGCAACUCGACGAAAUUUAUCCCGAAGGAUGUCAGAAACUGGAUUUUCCUAUCGCGCGAGCAAAAAUAAGCUAAGUUUGGAACAAGUUAGCUUCAAUCUUUAGACUGCAACUCCUUGAAUAAAUAUGAAAGAAGAAGAGGAAACUGUUUUCGUGUUAACGAGGCGGGAAUUUCAAAUUUUAUUUAUCGAAGAACAAGAGUUCCAGGCGAUGGGAUCACCAGGGGAUCACGCGGUGUUCUUAGGGCUAGGUUUAAGGGAACUAUUUCAAACAGGGUGUACAUAGAGAGGAUUUACAGAUAUUUACUUAAUUAUCGAUAAGCUUAAGCUUAAGAGAAUACGAGGAUACGAUGUGUGUUAUUGCGUGCAUGUAUAGAAUGCGUGCGAGAGGCUUUGGGACGAAGAGCGACGCGGCGAAAGAAUUUGAUAGAUCGUUGCUCGAAAGUAAAAUGGUGUAUCUUCUUUAGAUUAAUUAUACGCUAGCCACGCGAACGAAUAUCGCGAACGACCGCUUGUACGUUCGAAGUUGCCGCUUCUCUUCGAUCGAUCAAAGCUGCUUCGAACGUCUGUGUCGUGUAUCGAACAUCGCCAUUGUCGUUUACCCGACCCAAGAACAUUGUAUUGAUUGUUAUGUACAUACGGAUGAACGUAAGAAAAAAAAAGGAGCAGAAUUACGCUCCAUAAAUGUGUACGGGAAUGGAGAGAAAAAAAAAAAAAAAGAAAGAAAGAAAAAAGAGUCGGGGAGACGUGAGUUGCCUGAAAACGGGACGGUGAGGAACCCUGUCAUCACGUAUAUAUAUGCGAAUAAGCAGUUUGUACUAUUUAUCAUAGAUCACGGGACAAGAUUCUCCCUUUUUUUUUCGUUACACGAGAAAACGAUCUGACGACUUAUCAUACACGCGAUUCCUGUAUUUUAUUGUGAACAUAGUACUUGAAUUGUACGGAUUGGAUUGAGGAUAGAGAUUUAAUUUGAUAUAUCGAUGAAAAAUAACAAAGAAUCUUUUUUGGGUUUUGUUUUUUGGAAAAAUAUUUUUGAUUUGUAUUUAAUGAUUAAAAUAAUAGUUGAUAAAUAAUACUUAUG